CGAAGCCGCCACUGGCUGGAAAAUGUGAGGUAUAUUGAUGUGCAUUGUUAAAGCCUUAGUGAUGUGCUUGAAAAGAUAACCUAAGGAACAAGUACGGAGGGUUCUGGCAGCUCUGAGGACUGGAUUGUAGGGUUGUCGUCCGCAUUGCAGGUGCAUAACAGAUCCAAGAGAUUUGCUGGCUUUUUGGAAAAGUGCAAUACUUGAGCAGGAGGGGAUUCUCCUGGUUCUUACGCAGCAGGAAUAGUCCCUCUUAGCAUUGCUAUUGGUGGAUUUCCAGUGGGUCUUGCAACGAUGUCUCCGGUCUCCUAAAUUCACUGGAUAUCAGAAUGGCAGCAACGAACCUGGAGAACCAGCUGCACAGUGCCCAGAAAAACCUCCUCUUUCUCCAGCGGCAGCAUGCGGAUACACUCAAGGGGCUGCAUGCUGAAAUUCGACGGCUGCAGCAGCACUGUACAGAUCUGACGUAUGAGUUGACGCUCAAAAGUUCAGACUCAACAGACAGUGGGACUUCAAGAAGUGAGGAACUCAAAAGAAAAUGUGAAGAACUCGAGGCCCAGCUCAAAGUGAAAGAGGCCGAAAACAAUGAGCUAUUAAAGGAAUUGGAGCAAAAGAAUGCAAUGAUAAUGGUGCUUGAGAACACCAUCAAAGAAAGGGAAAAGAAAUAUUUAGAAGAGCUAAAAAUGAAAAGCCAUAAGUUAAACAUGCUGUCUAGUGAACUGGAGCAGCGGGCCGGCACGAUCGCGUACCUCACCUCGCAGCUGCACGCAACAAAGAAAAAGCUUAUGAGUUCGAGCGGGACUUCGGACAGCUCUCCCUCUGGAAGCCCCGUGAUGUCUAACUACAAACCAGCCCCUCCCAAAGAUAAGCUCCCAGAGACGCCACGGAGAAGGAUGAAGAAGAGUCUGUCCACCCCGCUCAAUCCAGAGUUUGAAGAGGCCUACCGACUGGGAUCAGAUAGCCGCAAGCUGUUGUUAAGGGAGCCCGUCGAUGCGAUGCCUGAUCCGACUCCCUUUUUACUGGCCAGGGAAACCGCCGAGAUGCACCUUCUUAAAGAGAGGCCUUUAGUCAUUCCGCCUAUUCCUUCCGAACGCACUUCUGCAGAGCCACACAGCCCAGCGCGGGAGAAGCAGCACAAGGCCCACGUUGGCGUGGCUCACCGAAUCCAUCAUGUUACUCCGCCCCAGGCUCAGCCGGAGGUUGAGACACUAGCCGUGGAUCAGGUGAAUGGAAGCAAAGUGGCCCGAAAGCAUUCAGGGACGGAUAGAACUGUUUAAGCCAAACUGAUCGGAGGCGACUCCCUUACACGCACUGUGAUCACAAAUAGGGUUAAUUGCAUCUGCAGUAAAUUUUUGUUUCUCCCUUUCGAAUGCCCCCAUGCAUGCCAAAUUCUUUCCAUCACUAGAAUAACUUCCUUCAAUGGAAUCCCAAUAUGACUGUGUUCAUAUUGCAGAAUAUCUACCUAAUGAAACGCUGUGGCCAAACUCAGGUGUCUGCCUGACUGCUUGCUUCCAAUGCUCCUUCAUUUAUUCUAAGUGUAAUUGUGGGCAGAUGCCCAGGCGACGGCCUGCGUCAUUAAUCUGUAGCAAUGGCGGACUCAGCCUUCUAACGAUAGUCCUGCAGCUGCUCGUGUGCAUUGGCUGCUAAUGGUUCAAGCCCCCCUUGUAUGUAUCACUUCACACAGUCAUGACAAAUCCUUCUUUUUGGAGGGCAGGGCAACGCUGACCGCCGUGCAGACGCCUGCGUUGAGGAAAGACCAGCUGAGCGAGCCUCCCCACCCAGCCUCUCUCACGUGCUCCCGAUCUUCACGCAUUCUUAUUUUCUGUUAUGUUUCUAUCUACUACUAAAGUCCCAACAAACUCUAUUUUAUUAACCCU
Varanus komodoensis (Komodo dragon) is the source of this 1874-nucleotide messenger RNA. RefSeq names its product coiled-coil domain containing 92 (gene CCDC92). The transcript has 4 exons. The record is from RefSeq and is a predicted model, not a curated record. Lineage: Eukaryota; Metazoa; Chordata; Lepidosauria; Squamata; Varanidae. The coding region runs from base 327 to 1274 and encodes 315 amino acids. Gene Ontology annotation, cellular component: centriole.